Molecule: messenger RNA, 843 nt
Organism: Torulaspora delbrueckii
Lineage: Eukaryota; Fungi; Ascomycota; Saccharomycetes; Saccharomycetales; Saccharomycetaceae
Gene: MTQ1
Product: S-adenosylmethionine-dependent methyltransferase
Exons: 1
Coding region: 1-843 (280 amino acids)
Biological process (GO): protein methylation
Cellular component (GO): mitochondrion
Molecular function (GO): protein methyltransferase activity; nucleic acid binding
Source: RefSeq, a predicted model, not a curated record
AUGCGAGUGUGCCCCGCGUAUAUCCGUAAAGUGUCUCGCCAAGACCCACUGCUAGCCAUGCUAGUAGGGGUGUGUCGGGGAGAAUCGCAGGCCCGACAGGAACUACGAUGGAUGCGACAGGAGCUGGUUGAUCCAGCUCGUGUUCGUUGGGCGUGUAAGCUGCGAUCGCGGCAAGUGCCUUUGCAACAUGUGUUGGGAUCGCAGCCGUUCGGUGCCAUUGAUGUGCUUUGCAGACCACAAGUGCUGAUUCCUCGGUGGGAGACAGAGGAAUGGGUCUGUGACCUGACGUCUCGUCUGGCUGGGAUGCGACUGCAAAUUGUUGAUCUGUGCACGGGAACUGGGUGUGUGGCAUUGCAUUUGCAGCGUAGUUUGUCGGCGGCAAGAGUUACAGCGGUUGAUUGCUCAGCUAGUGCCAUAGCUCUUGCUCAGUGCAAUGCUGGGCGCAACGAGUUACAGUUGCGGCUGUUACAGCGAGAUGUGCUGGGUUGGCAACCGGACGAGAUCGGACGCGUCGAUUUGGUAGUUUGUAAUCCGCCAUAUAUCCCUCCGGACAAGCUGGUACGUGAUGCAAGGGCGAGUGUGAGGUUUUAUGAGCCGCGCUUAGCGCUUGUGGGUGAUAAGGAGUUUUAUGAGAACUUGGUGCGCGUGUGGCUGUCUCGUACCAGGGCGUUCGUUUACGAGGUGGGAAGUGAAGAUCAGUGCGCGUAUGUGAAGAAGCAUGCGGGGAAGGAGUGGAUUGUCGGUACACGUAAGGAUGCUAGAGGAGAGGCUAGGGUUGUCUAUGGAUAUAGAGAUGGUGACUCGGAGUUUGCCAGAGCGUUUAAGGGGUAUGAUAAUUUGUGA